GACCCCCUCUUCGACGACGCGCAGGGUUCUCUACCUCCAGACUCGCUGGAGCCCGAUCCUCAUGCGCAUGGGCUGAGGGAGGACCUCAAGGACUCUGCCUUCGACUCGUCGUCCGAGCCCGAGCCCCCUGGCGGCGCAGAAGAAGAUGCUGACCCCGCUGGCUCGGCGGCUGCUCAGGAGGAGAUCGCGCGCGACACCGCUGGCGACGACGAGCAG
Molecule: messenger RNA, 216 nt
Organism: Prorocentrum cordatum
Lineage: Eukaryota; Dinophyceae; Prorocentrales; Prorocentraceae
Source: the annotation of a GenBank genome assembly